Aegilops tauschii subsp. strangulata is the source of this 1218-nucleotide messenger RNA. The record is from RefSeq and is a predicted model, not a curated record. Lineage: Eukaryota; Viridiplantae; Streptophyta; Magnoliopsida; Poales; Poaceae.
AUGCAGAGCAGGGGCGGCGCGCGGCGCCAGCGCAGGGCAGGGGCGGCGACACGGCGGCCGCGCAGGGCAGGAAUAGGAGGAGAGGAGAGGAUCGGGGCGGCGCUCAUAGCGAGGACGCAGGGUGAGACGACGACGUCUGUGCAGGGCGCGGCGACGGCGUCGAUCGGUGCAGGGUGCGGCGACGGCGACGGCAAGGCAGGGCCGGCGACGAGGAAUUCGCGCUGGUUUUGUUUUUUGUUCGGGUUCGUUUCCGGGUCCGCUUUUUUUUUUUGCCGGGCACGGUUUUCUGUCCGCCCGUUAUCGCCGGUCCAGCUCUGUUCGGUUUUUGUCUUGUUUGAAUUUGGGAGAGCGUGUCUUUUUCACUUUCCCCAUUCUGGACGCUCUGUUUCGAUAAGCUCGAGGGCGAUCUCGAGCGGCAUAGCACAGCAGGCGAUUCUCUCUGUCCAUGGCGAUUCUCGCCGCUCAAUUUUGAUUUCGGUUCCUUUCUUUUGUUCCUCUCUCCCGCUCUCUUCCGCUCUCUGCCCAUGUGCUUUUUGCUUGCGUCUUGGUUCCAGAUCCAGGUUUAAAUGGAAGAUGGUUCCUGUUGCAGAUUCAUGUUGUAGAACAGGUUUGUGUUCCAGGGAUUGGAUUCUCCUCCCCCAUCUUCGCUUGCUGUGGCAUUUCCUGAUGCAAUUCUGCCUCCAGUGUCUGCAAAGAAACUCCUUCAGUUUUUGUUCUUGCAAGAGGUGAAGAGAGAUGAUGGAUGAGGGAGUUGGUGUUCGACUGUUUUUGCUGACCUGUAGAUGAUCGUGUUGUUGAUCUCCCUGCUGCUUCUCCUCAGGUACAUUUCCCUCCCCGAAUUUUGUGUUUGCUCUUCCUUCUUCUCCUCCUCCCCGAUCUGCCAUGGCUGCCUCUCCCAUGGGCGGCUCCCAGAUUUGUUCUAGCCCUGUUUUGUGGAGGGGCUUGGUCUUUGCAUGCGUUGCAAACUUGCCGGCAUGUGCUAUGUGGUCCCCUGAUCGGGAGGGGGGUUCGUUUGUCCAGGACGAACCGCGUGAGAUGUUUACCCGACCCGUUUAGGUGUUCUUUUCUGUUCUUUGGUGAUUUUGCUGCUAAUACAGAUGUAUUGUGUUGAUUGGUCGGGAAAUUUGACUGUUUUCGAAUUGAAAAACAGUCAAAUGUCAAAUAGACAGUCCCAAAAUUAAAGCUAGUUAGUAAGUAUACAUGUAUUGGUUAAUCAAU